GGGGCGGCACCGCAGCCGCCGAGCUCCCUGCGCUGCGCGGCCGCGGAUUGGUCGGCAGGCGGGGGGCGGCGGCAGCCGGGGGCUCGGCGCGCGGGCGCUGCGGGAGGGGCAUCGGGGCGCGCCGGGCCGGGCGCCGCCGCCUGGGUCGCUCGGCCGAGCGGGCGCGGACACCAUGGAGAGAGGCACAGUUGGAUGAAGAAGGGCAGUUUCUUGUCCGAAUAAUAUACGAAGAUUCUAAAACGUAUGAUCUGGUUGCUGCCGCAAGCAAAGUCCUCAAUCUCAAUGCUGGAGAAAUCCUCCAAAUGUUUGGGAAGAUGUUUUUCGUCUUUUGUCAAGAAUCUGGUUAUGACACAAUCCUGCGUGUGCUGGGAUCUAAUGUCAGAGAAUUUCUGCAGAACCUCGAUGCCCUGCACGACCACCUUGCGACCAUCUACCCGGGUAUGCGGGCGCCUUCCUUUAGGUGCACCGACGCCGAGAAGGGCAAAGGGCUUAUCCUGCACUACUACUCGGAGAGAGAAGGCCUGCAGGACAUUGUCAUCGGGAUCAUAAAAACGGUAGCCCAGCAGAUACACGACACUGAGAUAGACAUGAAGGUUAUUCAGCAAAGAAACGAAGAAUGUGAUCAUACUCAAUUUUUGAUUGAAGAAAAAGAGUCAAAGGAAGAGGAUUUUUAUGAAGAUCUUGACAGAUUUGAAGAAAAUGGUACCCAGGAAUCACGCAUCAGCCCAUAUACCUUCUGCAAAGCUUUUCCCUUUCACAUCAUAUUCAACCGGGAUCUCGUGGUCACUCAGUGUGGCAAUGCCAUCUACAGAGUCCUUCCCCAGCUCCAGCCUGGGACCUGCAACCUCCUGUCUGUCUUCUCCCUGGUCCGUCCUCAUAUUGACAUCAGUUUCCAUGGGAUCCUCUCCCACAUCAAUACGGUCUUCGUAUUGAGAAGCAAGGAAGGGUUGUUGGAUGUAGAGAAAUCAGAGUGUGAGGAUGAACUGACGGGCACUGAGAUCAGCUGCUUACGGCUCAAGGGCCAGAUGAUCUACUUAUCUGAAGCAGACAGCAUACUUUUCCUGUGCUCACCAAGCGUCAUGAACCUGGACGACCUGACCCGGCGCGGGCUGUACCUGAGUGACAUCCCGCUGCACGAUGCCACGCGGGACCUCGUGCUGCUGGGGGAGCAGUUCCGAGAGGAGUACAAGCUGACCCAGGAGCUGGAGAUCCUCACGGACAGGCUGCAGCUCACAUUGCGCGCCCUGGAAGAUGAAAAGAAGAAGACAGACACGUUGCUGUACUCUGUCCUUCCUCCGUCCGUGGCCAACGAGCUGAGGCACAAGCGUCCGGUGCCCGCGAAGAGGUACGACAACGUGACCAUCCUCUUCAGCGGCAUCGUGGGCUUCAACGCCUUCUGCAGCAAGCACGCGUCUGGGGAAGGCGCCAUGAAGAUCGUCAACCUCCUCAACGACCUCUACACCAGAUUCGACACGCUGACGGACUCCCGGAAAAAUCCGUUUGUUUAUAAGGUGGAAACGGUCGGUGAUAAGUACAUGACGGUGAGUGGGUUACCAGAGCCCUGCAUCCACCAUGCACGUUCCAUUUGCCACCUGGCUUUGGACAUGAUGGAAAUUGCCGGCCAGGUCCAGGUAGAUGGUGAAUCUGUUCAGAUAACAAUAGGGAUUCACACAGGGGAGGUAGUCACUGGUGUCAUAGGACAGAGGAUGCCUCGCUAUUGUCUAUUUGGAAAUACUGUCAACCUCACAAGCCGAACAGAAACCACCGGACAAAAAGGAAAAAUAAAUGUGUCUGAAUAUACAUACAGAUGUCUCAUGACACCAGAAAAUUCAGACCCACAAUUCCAUUUGGAGCACAGAGGCCCAGUGUCCAUGAAGGGCAAAAAAGAGCCAAUGCAAGUUUGGUUUCUAUCCAGAAAAAUUACAGGAACAGAGGAAACAAAGGAUGACAACUGAAUCUUGGAUGUCGGGGUGAAGAGGACGCGGUGAGGUCCAGUCUUCCCCUCACUCGUGCCAAGCCUGGGAGCAGUCCUUCCCUUGGUCCUUUUCCACUUCCCCAAGCCUUUCUCCGAGUUAUCUCUUUCCUUAUUCAUUAUUCAGCUUUAGCUCUGCUUUUGAGUAUUUUCAAGGUUUAGUAUAUUGUCUGAAGUUUGGCUUCGUGUGGGUGAUGUGAGCUUCACGUGUCUUAAAAUCUACUACAAGCAUCACCUAACAUGGUGAUUUGCAAGUAGUAGGCACCCAAUAAAUAUUUGUUGAAUUUAAUUAAAUGAAACGGAACAGUAUUUGGCCAUGUGUCUAUAUAUAUAUCUAUAUCUAUCUAUCUAUAUAUAUAUAUAUCUAUAUAUAUACACACCAUGGUUUUCUAAAUCUGUUCAGUGCUCUCUCUCUAUAUAUGCAUAUGUAUAUUUUAAUGACUAUAACAUAUAAAAAAGUUUUAUCAUGUUGGUGUAUAUCAUUAUAGAAAUCAUUUUCUAAAGGAGUGAAUUCAGAAUUUUAGGGAAAAAACGCAAUUUAUUUUCAGACUCCCCAAAUAAGAAUUAAUAUAUCAUGCUAAGAAAAUACUGACUAUUUUGAAUUAUGCUAACUUUCCUUCAGAAAUAGAGAAUACGCAUUUCUGUUAUUAAACUAUUGGGUUAUUCAUUCAGAUCACGUGGCAAUUAUAAUUCCUCUAAAAUGCUGUCGUUUGCAUUGUACCCCUUUUAUAAUUAUAAAUCUCACUAAUCCCAUGCAGCUGUUAAAGAAAGCGGCACUGUUUCACAAUGAGCUAUUGCGUUAGUUUGGGGUGAAUGUUAGGGGCUCUGACCACAUCCAAGGAAAAAGCUGGAAGCAUGGCUCUGGGGUGUUCCUGUUGGUCAGAGCCCCUCCUGGCCCUUUAUUCCCAGAAAUUAGCUCCUUUUUCUUAGCUCACAAGAAUGUGACUAUAUCCAGGGCAUCAUGUUCAGAAAACUUACUUUAAUUUCGACAUAGAAUGCAUUCUUAUUGGAUUCAUUAGCUUGUUGUCCUUCAAUAUCUCUGAUAAUUUAUUAACAUCUAUCUUUAUAAAAUAUAGUACAAUUACUUUUGUGUAAAAAUGUUUGUCUUUAAAUUUAGCAUUUCCUAUCAGCACAUUGAUAUUUGUAUAAAAUGUUCUGUGUUCAUGUGUAAGAGAUCCUGCAAUAAAUUAUUUUUUCCACUUGU
Molecule: messenger RNA, 3176 nt
Organism: Balaenoptera acutorostrata (minke whale)
Lineage: Eukaryota; Metazoa; Chordata; Mammalia; Artiodactyla; Balaenopteridae
Gene: GUCY1B1
Product: guanylate cyclase 1 soluble subunit beta 1
Exons: 13
Coding region: 303-1955 (550 amino acids)
Biological process (GO): cGMP biosynthetic process; response to oxygen levels
Cellular component (GO): guanylate cyclase complex, soluble
Molecular function (GO): guanylate cyclase activity; heme binding
Source: RefSeq, a predicted model, not a curated record